This is a messenger RNA of Tupaia belangeri chinensis (Chinese tree shrew), 5642 nucleotides long. It is a transcript of the gene PRRG3, whose product is annotated as proline rich and Gla domain 3. Bases 127 to 822 code for a protein of 231 amino acids. The record is from RefSeq and is a predicted model, not a curated record. Gene Ontology annotation, molecular function: calcium ion binding. The transcript has 4 exons. Gene Ontology annotation, cellular component: extracellular region. Lineage: Eukaryota; Metazoa; Chordata; Mammalia; Scandentia; Tupaiidae.
CCUUAGAUUCUUGGGGGAAGGAGGUGGGAGGUUUGCUUUGGCCUUGGAGAGCUCCGGAGAGCAGCUCAAGAGAAGACUGAGAAGCCCUAGGAGCUGCAAGUGGGACGCUGCACUUGAGGGAACAACAUGGCAGUGUUUCUGGAGGCCAAGAAUGCCCAUUCCGUCCUGAAACGGUUUCCUCGCGCCAAUGAGUUCCUGGAGGAGCUGCGCCAGGGCACCAUCGAGCGAGAGUGCAUGGAAGAGAUCUGCAGCUACGAGGAGGUCAAGGAAGUGUUUGAGAACAAAGAGAAAACGAUGGAGUUCUGGAAGGGGUACCCGAAUGCAGUCUACUCUGUCCGCGACCCCUCGCAGAGCUCAGAUGCCAUGUACGUGGUGGUUCCCCUUCUGGGGGUGGCACUGCUGAUCGUCAUCGCCUUGUUCAUCAUCUGGAGGUGCCAGCUGCAGAAGGCAACCCGUCAUCACCCCUCCUACGCUCAGAACCGGUAUCUAGCCAGCCGUGCUGGGCACAGCUUGCCCCGGGUCAUGGUGUACCGGGGCACUGUGCAUAGCCAGGGGGAGUCCAGUGGGCACCGCGAGGCAGGAAGCAGCCCUCAGGUAGUUCUGGGGUCCAACCGGGGAGGCAGAACCACGGUCCGGCUCGAGAGCACUCUCUACCUCCCUGAGCUCUCACUCUCCAGACUGUCCAGUGCCACCCCACCCCCAUCCUAUGAGGAGGUGACUGCACCCCAGGAGAGCAGCAGUGAGGAGGCAAGCAUCUCCUACAGUGACCCACCUCCGAAGUAUGAGGAGAUCGUGGCUGCCAACCCUGGCUCUGACAAGUAGUGGGAUAUGUCCUGCCCUGUGUGAUGGCCUCUUUCAUGGCCUCCGAUUUUCUUUUUAACUUUUUAAAGACUGUGCCACCACAAAACAGCCUUAGCCUCCUUGUUGCCAAAUACUUUUUCAACAUAGGUUUGUGGGAAGUCAGUUGUCAGAGACAGCUGGGGAAGGGGGUGGAUAAGGGACAUGCAUGAUACAAGAGAGUCCCCCAGAUCCCCAGUGUCCUGUCUUCCUUCCAGGAACUGGCUUCUCUUAUGCCAAAGGAAUCACCCCAACUGAGUUGCUUGUGGCCAGAAUGUCCAUAGGCUCAGCCCAGGGCUGUGGGACUGUGGGGUUGUCGGGCUGCAGGGCUGUGGGGCUGUGGGGCUGCGGGGCUGGCUAGAGAACAACGUGAGUCUAGAACCCCGAGCCAUGGUGGGGAGAGAGAAGUCAGCUCAUCAUCAUCCCUCUUCUUCAACAGCUUUGUGUUUUCUGUCCUUGCUUACAUUUGAUAGACAGGGACAGGAUUGGACAAUAAAUAAUGAAAAUAGUACUGACGAAUUGGGAAGUGAUGGCCACAGCACAACACACAGUAGGACCAAGGGGGAUCGAUGACAUAGGCCUCCUCCUAGGCUACUCCCCACUCCUGACCGGGGGACCUGGUAUGUGAGGGUGGGAUGGGGCUGGGUAGCAGACCUGCUCCUCCACAUUGCCCUGGGGGCCUGCAUGAACUUUAUCGUGCCAUCUCUAGCACACACAGUCUCCCCCAGAGCUGGGAUCCCGAGACAUGUGCACCAGCAGUGCCAAAAAUACUACCCACGAGCCUGAGGCCACUCUACCCCUGAGCACUCUGUCAUGGGGAGACCUGAUGCUCUUGAGCCUGCCAUGAAGCCCCUAGCCUCUAAAUGGCUUGCAUACAGGCUGCAACAGAGAGCUGGUUUCCUCCUCAUGAGAUUGAUUAAGCUAUGAGCUGGGCCCCUGGCCCCAUGCUCUGACUUUGAACUUAGGCUUCUUCUCUUUUGGGAAAUAAGUAGUCAAACUAGAAUUUCACAUCAAUGCCUUCCCCUUCAUGAGCAUGCUCACCUGGGUAGAAGGGCCUUAAGUGUCUCUUUUGGAACCUUUCUCUGUGGGGGAGCCCUCAACCUGGGUUGAAGGCUCGUCUGGGGUUCGCUGUGCUUUGGCAGGUGCUGGGCUGUUUUCACGGAGGCUUUGACCUGCCCUUUAACUGGCACUGGCAGUGACUGUGUGAAAAGCACUGUUGAUGCCACCUCCCACACCCCCAUCUUCUUUCGCCUGGCCUUGCCGCCAAACCAUUUUUCCUCUGUGGUGCUUUAAAAGAUGUAGCAGAUUGUUGUGGGGCCAGAAGAGUACACAGCCUGAGUCUACUGGCAACCACAGCAGUUGGAAACCCACUGAGUUGACAAGUUUCUCUCUGUCUAGACAGCCCCCCAAGGCAGACACCAGGACUUAGUCCUUGAAUGCAGCCCUAUCUCGAGGUCAUACAUGGCUUCUGGAGUCCCCUGAUUCCUGGUUACUUGCCCCAGCAUACGUUUUGAGUCAGGAGGUUUGUGUUAUCUCAGCGAGGCCGCCAACCGGGACAGCCCAGCCCUGUGGCUGGGGUUUUCUGUCUUUCCCCUACCUCACAGGUGCACUGGAGGCUGACUGAGUGAAUCAUGCCUGUGGAGUGCUUGAAACACCAGGGAGCUACUGAGAUUUGACCGUAGGAAGAUUCUCCUAGCAAUGUGAAGGCUUAGGGGAGCAGCCUAGCUGAGGCCCUCGUAUGCCUCUGAUGUAUCUCAACCUAGGGAGUUCGUCUCCUGCCAGUUGACCCUUUCUGUCCCCUCUCCUUCCUCCCAGACUCCCUGAUGGCAGAGUUGCUGACCAGGUGACAUUCUACCUUUCCUUCCUUUCUCUUUCCCUCCCCUGGGCCUCUCACAUUGUACUCCUGCCCCUCCUCACAAGGAUUUUUAGCCUAGUAGGCCACUACUUUUCCCAUAAUGGAGGCUUGGACCCAUCCCAUUCCGCCAUCCUGGAGGACCUGGGAAAACCUGAGACUCUGGGCCCAGCCUGGACUGCCACAGUAGUUUCUCGAGCAGGUGCCCAGUGUGAACUGGGAGCAGUGAGAGGCUACUUCCCCCUAUGUGUCUCCUCCCCAGUUACCACAGAGCCAGGCUUGGGCCACACUGUCCAGAACCAAAGUGAAUACCCCCAAAAUGCCCACUGCCUGCAGCAAGUAUGGGGCCCUUCCCUGAUAAGCCCCAAGGUGGGAAGAGCAGGAAGCAGAAGCCUGGGUCAUGGUGGGUGGCCUGUAUUCCUUAUGGCCGAGGAUAGUCAGCUCCUUAAGGCCUGUAGUGUCUGAGUCAGGUGCUUCACAGAGUUUUUCCUUGCGGAGCUGCUUUGUGGUCUCUGGGACAAGGUUUUGCAGCCUAUCGUGGAAAAAAGACUGUACAGUAGACAGUACCGUAGCUCCUCGCGGUGCACACUUGGAUUUUAUGAAUGCCCUGUACAUACCUUUUCAACUCUGUCCUUAAAUGGACGUUAAUUUGAUACAAUGCUAACUCUUCAGUAGUAGUCACAGUUUUGUUGUUUUGCACUUUGUGUGUGUGUGUGUGUGUGUGUGUGUACACGUGUGCACGUUGCCUUUUCUUAUUGCUUAUCUGAAACAAUAGCCGGUGUGCAGCUAUAUUUGUACCAGGAGGGAUCCGGUCUGUCCUGGGGCUGGGCAGCCUGACGACAGGGCCUUGAGCAAGGGAAGUGAGACCAGUUGUCGGAGCCCUCCUCAAGUCACCACCUCUGAGCCUUACAAAAGGCAUUAGGAGAAGACAAAGCAGCUCCGUCCUGUGGGCCUCUGUUCUGGGGGCCCCUACUCCCACGCCCUUUUGGCACGGUGCCCCUGGCCUCAGCUCCUGUUCUGUGGGCGUCAGCAGCUGGAGGAAAUUUGAGCUCUCCUGGGGCUGUUUUUUUUUUUUUUUGGAAAGAUAUUUGACUAUGGACUUUGGGAAUGGAGGGGCUGGUCAUUUAGAUAUUAUUCAUAUCAUUCUUUCUUUCUUUCAAAGAAAAGGAUUUUAAAAUUCCUUGAAAUAUGACUGUCACUUGUCUGUAGCCAAAAACUUUCAGAAACUUUUAAAAACAGGAAUCACACUCCUGUCCCUCCCCUGCUCCCCUUACCUGGGAUUUUCAAAAUGAAAGCACAAAAGAAAGCAUGCAGCAUACAGCUGCCUAGUGUGGGCACACCAGCUCCACAGCCGCGUGCACCCCAUCAGAGCGAGACACAGUGCCUUCGAGCACUCAGACCGGAGGCCAGGACCUGUUCUACUUGCCAGCCCCAAUGCCAUUAGUGUGUAUUCCUUAGGGUGCUUUGAAAAACAGGAACCUGCCUGAGUUGGUGGAUGCUGUCUUUUGGAUAGCUCGAACAUGAGUAAUUCAGAACAGGAAGCCGUGGACCAGAGACCCCCUAUCCCCGGCCAGAGUGGCUCUUUUGACAACCAAAUGACAUCCCAUGAAAAGAAAAAAUGCCAACACCACAGCUCGAUUGUGCUGUGGGCUAAGAGUGAAAUCAUGAAAAGAACCUCUCAGAGCUGAGGCUGUCUUUCUAAGAGCAUCUUGUGUGGACAAAGUCACGUUCAAGACUGAGACAGAGGGGCCUGGCAGUGAAGCCUCUGGCCUGGGCUGCUUUUUUAGCUUGACAAGUAAUGACACUGGGAUGAAGGAUUCUGCAGCUUCAAAAGCAAGCACAUCCUCCCUAUGAACGCCAUUGAUGCUAAUCAGUCUAAUUAGAAAAUGUAAAAGUUCUGUAAUCAGACUGCUUGCAACUGCAGUAAAAGCCCCUUAAUUCGAAGCCCAAUAAUAAAGAAUUUUGAGUAAAUCACAACUUGAGAUCAUUCACAGUAGCUGGGAUUCUUGCUACAUAAAAAUAUUUGAAACAUUCUUCCCCCAGUCAAAUAUCAGGGUCUUCUGUGUAAGAGGAAUCCAGUUUAAAUUGAGUACCUUUUACAAAGAAAAGGCUCAAGACAUUAAGGAUCCCUUCACUGUGCCUUCAGUUUUAGGGUUCAGCAAUUCUCGUCUGUAAGGCUCCUUCUGUCUGUGCAGGGUGGGCUCUUGUUCUCUCUGUCGUGGGAUCUGGCGUAUUGCAGCCUGUUGCGCUACUCCUUUGUUCACCCUAUGAAUAACAGAUUGUGACUAGACUGCAAUUUCAAGUGUGUAUCUUUCUAAAUAUUCUGUGAAGCAGGUGUUUUGCCAUCAUUCACCUCCAAAUAUUCAAACUUUGGGAGGGAGUUUUCCCUUUCACAGGCUGUGGGCAGCAACUCUCUCUCUAGCAAGAAUUUCUCUGACAAAGAUAUUCCAACAGCAAACGCCCUCGGGCUCAAUGCCUCAACAGUUGUUCCACUGUGCUGAGGUCUGACCACAGAGCAGCGCCUGCCCUUCUCCCACCCCCAGCCCCAGCGUUAACAGAUUCAGGACUGGGACAAAUCCGCCAGCUGCUUCUGCGUCCUGAUCAGUCUUCCCUUACUGAUGCCACUUUCCCAGGCCUGAACACACCUGCUUUUUGACUUUGUAAUUGUGAAUUCGUGACAGUGGAAACCCCGGUAUGUGCAACUGAGCUUAUAGAAAUUAUUACUGUGAACCGGGUUCAUUUUGGUACCACUCGUAUUCAUGCAUUGACCCACGUCAGCUGGGAAAUCUGUACAUUGAGCAAUGUCAGUGUCUCACUGGAGCCUGGGGGCGAUGAGCAAACUUGCUUUUGAUUUCUCUAUUGCUCUUCUUACGGCUGUUGAAUUUAGCUGUUAAAUUCUGUCUCCUUCUGUACAAGAAGACAAUGAAUAAUAAUAAAGAGCAAAUGGCAUCCA